Molecule: messenger RNA, 4871 nt
Organism: Sus scrofa (pig)
Lineage: Eukaryota; Metazoa; Chordata; Mammalia; Artiodactyla; Suidae
Gene: ESRP1
Product: epithelial splicing regulatory protein 1
Molecular function (GO): RNA binding
Source: RefSeq, a predicted model, not a curated record
CAAAGGUAUGAGGUCGAGGGUGGGAGAUCAGAGAGAGGAACUGUGGGAAAAGCUUGCUUUUUGCCUGAUUCAAGGAAACAGGUAAGGGCGGCAGAUACUUUUAAUUUGGGGCCCAGGGCCAAUCAAAGGAGGUGGGCCUCUGCCCCAGAGGAGCCUCCAGACUCCAACUAGCAGCCAGUACCAAACAAGGCAUAGCAAUUAAGGGAACAGUUGAGAAAAAAGGGAAUGGGGUCCAUUGUGCCUGAACUUCCUCACCGGGGACCCCCUGCUGCUUUGCGCGCCGCAUACGCGUACUUAGGCGUAACUUGGUGCCUAGGUGUCCAGCCCCGGGAGUUUGGUUCAGCCGCGCGCAGGGGUUUCACUCCCCAGUGUGGGCAGCGCCUCGGGGUUUGGAGGAGCUUGUGCCCGGGCUCCGACCCGGAGAGGGGGAGGGCCCGCAGGGUUUCGCCUGCUGUUUGCACUUAAGGUGUGUUGGGCUCGGGAGCGGCUUUUCCGGUGCUUGGCAAGUGCUCCCGCCACCUCCGGGCUGCCGUUGGCCGGUCCCUCCCUCCGCGGUUCUCCCUCUCUGGGCGCCGCGCCCUAGGCAGCUCUGCACCCCGGCCUCACCUCUGGCCUCCUUUCGCCUCCCUGCGCCAGGCCUUUUCGCUUGACCCUUUAGAAUCUCCGGCUUCGUUCCCCACAGCCGGCCUUUCUCCAAGCCCCCCACACCUCUCGGCCACUUCCAAAGGGGUGUCCGGCCCUUCCGCGCCCUUUACCCCACACCCUUUUCCCGUCUGGCCUCGGCUACCCUCGGGGCGGCAACCGUCUCUUCCCCGCCCCUCGCGUCUCCCCCUCCUCCCUGCUCGCCCUCCCCUCGCCAAUCAUCCAGCCAUUGUCUCCCGCCCCCUCCUCCCCUUUCCCCGGGCGGCCUCCUCCCCCACCGCUGCCACGUCGUGGUUUGAAGGAGCCAAUGGGCCGGCGCCGCCAGGUGUCUCUUACCUGCACCACGUGGGGGAGGGGGAAGGGGCGGGCAGGUAGAGCCACAUCCCAAAACAGAAAAGCUUUCAGCCAUUGCGCGCGCCUCCCGGGGGUGCAGCCCUGCUCCUGGCUUUUUGCAUAGACGCACGGGCAAUUGAAUACAAAAAGGGCAGGCCGCUUUCGCCCUCCUUCCCACCCCCCUUCCUGCCCUGGGUGUGGAGCUCGGGCCAGGUGUGGGCUUGGGUGGUUGGUUACCGCCUUUUGCAUCGGCGGCGGCGAGGAGGGGGGGUGGGCGCUCUUUCUUUUUCUCUCAGAAGAGGUUUUAGCACUGGUUUCCUCGUUCUCACUUCCACCCCACCUCACCGCCUCCCGACCCCCCUUCUCCCCCUCCCCACCUAUCGUCAUGACGGCGUCUCCGGAUUACUUGGUGGUGCUUUUUGGAAUCACUGCUGGGGCCACCGGGGCCAAGCUGGGCUCGGAUGAGAAGGAGCUGAUCCUGCUGUUAUGGAAAGUCGUGGAUCUCGCCAACAAGAAGGUGGGACAGCUGCACGAAGUACUAGUUAGACCGGAUCAGUUGGAGCUGACGGAGGAUUGUAAAGAAGAAACGAAGAUUGACGCAGAGAGCCUGUCCUCCGCGCCGCAGCUGGACCAAGCUCUCCGACAGUUUAACCAGUCAGUGAGCAAUGAACUGAAUAUUGGGGUAGGAACCUCCUUCUGUCUCUGUACUGAUGGGCAGCUUCAUGUCAGGCAAAUCCUGCAUCCUGAGGCUUCCAAGAAGAAUGUAUUAUUGCCUGAAUGCUUCUAUUCCUUUUUUGAUCUUCGAAAAGAAUUCAAGAAGUGUUGCCCUGGCUCACCUGAUAUUGAUAAACUGGAUGUUGCAGCAAUGACCGAGUGUUUAAAUUUUGAGAAGAAUAGUUCAGCCUCCCGGUAUGGAGCCUCUCAAGUAGAAGAUAUGGGAAAUAUAAUUUUAGCAAUGAUUUCAGAGCCUUAUAAUCACAGGUUUUCAGAUCCAGAGAGAGUAAAUUACAAAUUUGAAAGUGGCACUUGGGGAGGUGCAGCACUUUGUCUGAAUGCCCAGGGCCGAAGGAAUGGUGAAGCUCUGGUCAGGUUCGUAAGUGAGGAGCACAGAGACCUAGCUCUCCAGAGGCACAAACAUCACAUGGGGACCCGGUACAUUGAGGUUUACAAAGCAACAGGUGAAGAUUUCCUUAAAAUUGCUGGUGGUACAUCCAACGAGGUAGCCCAAUUUCUCUCCAAGGAAAACCAAGUCAUUGUCCGCAUGCGGGGGCUCCCCUUUACAGCCACAGCUGAUGAAGUGGUGGCCUUCUUUGGACAGCAUUGCCCCAUCACUGGGGGGAAGGAAGGCAUUCUCUUUGUUACCUACCCAGAUGGUCGGCCAACAGGGGAUGCUUUUGUCCUCUUUGCUUGUGAGGAAUAUGCACAGAAUGCACUGAGGAAGCAUAAGGACUUGUUGGGUAAACGAUACAUUGAACUCUUCAGGAGCACAGCAGCUGAAGUUCAGCAGGUGCUGAAUCGAUUCUCCUCGGCCCCUCUCAUCCCACUUCCAACCCCUCCCAUUAUUCCAGUACUACCUCAGCAAUUUGUGACCCCUACAAACGUUAGAGACUGUAUACGCCUUCGAGGUCUUCCCUAUGCAGCCACAAUUGAGGACAUCCUGGACUUUCUGGGGGAAUUUUCCACAGAUAUUCGAACCCAUGGGGUCCACAUGGUAUUGAAUCACCAGGGCCGCCCAUCAGGAGAUGCCUUUAUCCAGAUGAAGUCUGCGGACAGAGCGUUUAUGGCUGCACAGAAGUGUCAUAAAAAAACCAUGAAGGACAGAUAUGUUGAAGUCUUUCAGUGUUCAGCUGAGGAGAUGAACUUUGUGUUAAUGGGGGGCACUUUAAAUCGAAAUGGCUUAUCCCCACCGCCAUGCCUGUCUCCUCCCUCCUACACAUUUCCAGCUCCAGCAGCAGUUAUUCCUACUGAAGCUGCCAUUUAUCAGCCCUCUGUGCUUUUGAAUCCGCGGGCACUGCAGCCCUCCACAGCGUACUACCCAGCGGGCACUCAGCUCUUCAUGAACUACACAGCAUAUUAUCCCAGCCCCCCAGGUUCGCCCAAUAGUCUUGGCUACUUCCCUACAGCUGCUAAUCUUAGCGGUGUCCCUCCACAGCCUGGCACGGUGGUCAGAAUGCAGGGCCUGGCCUACAAUACUGGAGUUAAGGAAAUUCUUAACUUCUUCCAAGGUUACCAGUAUGCAACCGAGGAUGGACUUGUACACACAAAUGACCAGGCCAGGACUCUAUCCAAAGAAUGGGUUUGUAUUUAAGGGCCCCAGCAUUUAGACCAUCCUCAGAAAAGAAGUGUUUGAAAGAUGUAUGGUGAUCCUGAAGCCAUCAGACAUAAGACAACUUCUAGCAACUUCAGGGGAAGUUUGUUGACACUCAGGCUGCAGUAUUUUUAGCAAACGUGAUUGGACAGUGGGCCUGUGGCCUAUCUUUUGGUGGAGUGAAAAAUUUGAGCCAGUGAAGCCAAAUCCUUAGAGUAAGCAGCAUGUUUGUCUGCUUGCUAAUUGCAAAUAGGCAUUUACAAUGUGAAUUUGAAAUCAGAUGUCUCCAUUACUUCCAGCCAGUGUGGCAUCAUAGGUGUUUCCUAAGUUUUAAGUCCGAGGGCGGGGAAAAAAAUACUCCACUAGCGUCUACUGUCUCCACCAGAGACUGCCAUGGAAGCUUCAUUUUUUUGUGUCGCCAUUCUUUUUCUCUCCAUCUCCCUAUCUUCUGCACAAUCAUGCCUUCUUCCUAACUCAAGAAUAAGGUCUUGGAAUAGUUAUAUUACCAACUUACCCAAAGAAAUAAAAGCAAUAUUUUCCCAGCCUCUUGACCAUCAUGAUGUCUUACAGUUAAAAGCCAACAAAAACUAUUUCAGACUCCUCGGAAUAAAUUAGAAGAAAUGGCACACUCACCACAAAACAUGCAUAACUGAAAUGGUUUUUUUUUUUUUGCUCAGCAGGUAUCAGGUAUAAAUAAGAAUGAACUAGGGGCCAAAAUGCGAAACCAAAAAUGAAGCAGCUACGUGUAGGUAAUAGUUUCUAGUCUGAACCGUUAUCUGAAUUUUGUGGCUUCGUAUGUAUUAUUUUAUAUUGUACUUUGCCCAUUAUCAAUGGCUUGGACUUUGAUGAGAAAUCCCAUAGUUUUUAACAUCACAAAAAUGAGAAUAUUUGGACAGUGUAUUCUAGAAAGCAGUAUACUAACUGAAGUGAAUGCUUGUAUAUAUUAAGAUAGGCUUCAACCUCUUUCUCUAAUGCCUUAACUGUCAAGUAAUUAAAACUUUUAAACGCAUAGGGUUAUAGUCAGCAUGCUAGACUGAGAGGUAAACACUGAUGUGACAGCAGGUACCGAUGCUGUCAGUGUUUAACACUAUGUGUUUAGCUGUGUUUAUGCUACAAAAGUGCAAUAUUAGAUACUAGCUAGAUAGUACUGCUGCCUCGUAUAACUCCGGAGAAAACAGGAUUUGAUUAACUGAGUGCACGUGUUUAAGUUACUCAUACUGUCCUUAGCUUGGAUGCAGUGCCAUGUGGAUUUAUGUGGCUGCUAUUUUUAUUUACUUUGCAUUACUUUGAUUAACAACCUUGGAUGGAGAGCUAAACAUUCCCUCUUUUUUCCUGACCGGCAAUGGCCCUUUAACUGCAGUAGAAAAAAAAAAAAAAAGAAGAAACAAAAAAAAAAUUGUGUGUGAAAAUGGGUGAUAACCGGCACUUAAGAUCAUGAAAAAAAAAUAGUUCUUGAUACUUGCUGCCUUAAGAUGCUGACGACUGCCCAAAGUUCUGAAAGACUUCAUGAUAGGCAGUGAUACUACAGUACUACUGAGUUUUUGUAGAAUUGUUACAUUUGAUAAUAAAACUUGCCGCUUAAUGUCAA